Messenger RNA from Ilex paraguariensis (yerba mate), 1003 nucleotides. The record is from the annotation of a GenBank genome assembly. Lineage: Eukaryota; Viridiplantae; Streptophyta; Magnoliopsida; Aquifoliales; Aquifoliaceae.
AUGGCCAAUCUUGUACAAAUUAGAGGGCGGUUCUCAGUAACAUCAGAAAAUGUAGAUCUUGUAAAGGGCUCGCCACUAAUGAAGUCCGCUAGUGUGGGAGACUGGGUAUUUGAAUCUAAACAAAUGCCUAUCGGUGACUCACUGAAAGAAAUUGGUACCAGUAAUGUGCCUGCAUCAAUUCUCGUGCCCUACCUUCAAAACCUUUUUCAGCAGACAUCAAUUCAACAAGAUCUCAUUAUGAAUCUGUUCAAUAGCUUGCAACCUUCUGAGAUAUUAGAUGCUUCUCAAAAUGGAAAGUUGCUUCCAUUACCUCGAAGUUCUGAAAAUAAUGGAACUGUUGAAACAAUGGUCUCUGAAAGGGAACAUCUACUCCUUACCAAGAUUUCAGAGCUUCAAGCUAGGAUGAUCAACUUGACAUAUGAAUUGAUGACUGAAAAAUUAAAGUACACACACUUGCAACAGCAGCUAAAUGCUGUGGGUGGUCGGGAAGAUGUAGACGGAAGAGAAGGGGAUGCAUAAACACUUGAAACAAAUACUAAGAGUAAAUAUGGAGUAAAACCACCGUGUACAUUGGGAUGCAGCAUGAGUUGGACGUUGACUUUUGAUUGGCCCAAUUCGGAGGAAAGAUUUAUUUUGGAGGCUCCAAGAGCUAUAUAUGCAGAUGGUUGCAGCCUACAAGCCCGUGAGGGUGUCAAACGCUGUCCACAUACAGUUCUAUUGAUUGUUGAAUCUUUAGAUAAUGUGAUUUGGAUCCUAGGGCUCACCCUUUUGUAUUGUUGGCUGUUACAGAAAUUUCCUCCUGCCUAGUUUUGUGGGGAAAUACUACUGUCCGACAUACUAAAAAGUAAUCCAAAGGUGGAUGGCAGCCUAAAAGCUAGUAAGUUUUACUCAAAAGAUGAUAUAGAUAUUCAAAAAAGUUUUAAGUAAAUUUUUGAUCCUGUAGUCAAACUUGAUUUUGUGGUCAUAUAACUGCUCUCGCCCUGAAAAGUCCAUCUACUUGCAG